Molecule: messenger RNA, 1906 nt
Organism: Daucus carota subsp. sativus
Lineage: Eukaryota; Viridiplantae; Streptophyta; Magnoliopsida; Apiales; Apiaceae
Exons: 2
Coding region: 160-1506 (448 amino acids)
Source: RefSeq, a predicted model, not a curated record
AACUCAUAACCUCCUUCCCAAUACAUACAAGAAAUAUAUAAGUAAACAAAUAUUCACGUAGAUGGAACUUUAUAUAUAAACUAAUUCAAUUUCACAAGACGAUGACAUAACAGGAGCGCACACACUAACACACACUGGUUUUUGUUUUGUUUGGUUGCUAUGGAUCCUUGUCAGUUCGUCCGGCUGACCGUCGGCAAGCUCGCGCUGAAGUUUCCGGUGGCGUCGAAGCCGGCGAGGACGGUGGUCCAUCCCUCCUCCUCGCCGUGCUUCUGCAGAAUUAAGCUCAAGAACUUCCCGGCCGUCACCUCCGUGGUCCCCUGCAUUGUCUCCGAAAAAACCGGCGAGAAUAUCGGGGGCGAGGCGCAGCUGAGUUCCCAGGCGGCGUCGUUUCACCUGAACAAGCCGGAUCUUGAGAAGCUGGCGGGGAAGUCGGGGAAGGUGACGCUGAAAAUCGCGAUUUUCACGGGCGGGAGGGGGACGAGCUGCGGGCUGAGCUCCGGCAGGCUGCUGGGGAGAGUGACGGUGCAGGCGGAUCUCACGGGGACCGAGGCUAGGGUUUGUGUGUUUCAUAAUGGGUGGAUUAGUGUGGGCAGAGAUGAUAAGUGUGGGGCCCAGUUUCAUUUGAGUGUGAAGGCUGAACCGGAUCCGAGGUUCGUUUUUCAGUUUGAUGGUGAACCGGAGUGUAGUCCGCAAGUGUUUCAGAUUAAGGGGAAUGUGAGGCAGCCGGUUUUUACUUGCAAGUUCAGUUUUCGGACUACUGGUGGUAAUCAGCGCUCCAGAUCAUUACAGUCUGAGGCAAAUGUUAACAGAGGAUGGUUGAGUUCAUUUGGAAGUGAUAGAGAGAGGCAAGGAAAAGAGCGAAAGGGUUGGUCAAUUACUGUCCAUGAUUUGUCUGGCUCGCCGGUUGCAGCGGCGUCAAUGGUGACUCCGUUUGUGGCGUCUCCCGGCUCAGACAGGGUCAGUCGGUCUAACCCCGGAUCAUGGCUCAUACUCCGUCCUGGCGAUGGCACCUGGAAGCCAUGGGGUCGGUUGGAGGCCUGGCGUGAGCGUGGUGCUAGUGAUGGUCUUGGUUACAGGUUUGAACUUAGUCCUGAUGGUGGCGCUGCAGGGAUUGUGCUAGCUGAAUCUACUCUCAGUUCUUACAAAGGAGGCAAAUUUAGCAUUGACUUGGGUUCGGGGCUGGGAACAGGGGGCAACACUAAUGGGCAGACAACACCAGUCAAUUCUACUUCUCCGGUAAAUAGUCCGAGGGGAAGCGGAGACCAUGGUUACAAUUUGUGGCCAUAUUGCAAGUACAAAGGGUUUGUAAUGUCCGCAAUCAUUGAUGGAGAAGGCAGCAAAUGUAGUAAGCCAACUGUGGAAGUUAGCGUACAGCAUGUGAAUUGCACGGAGGAUGCGGCAGUAUUUGUAGCACUAUCAGCUGCAAUUGAUCUGAGUAUGGAUGCCUGCAGGCUUUUCUCUCAAAAGCUGAGGAAGGAGUUGUGCCAGCCUCAGGAACUGCUAUAAAGCGGAGUUUUGCUUUCCUAGUGUUUCUAGUAUGCGGGUAGCGUGUUUUUGGAGUGUCUAAUGGUGUUUUUGAUUCCAUUUGACAUAGGAGGUAAUGUAGUUACUGCUACUAACAAACUAGUAGUAUAGAUUCUGUACAGGGCAGAUGACUGAGAUGGAGGGAGAUCACCAGGCACUUGGUUUUUUAGUAGGUGUGUGGAUUGUUUAAUUUUUACCAUUUCUUUGUUUUAGGGGAGAGUGGUAUUGGCUAAAGAUUGUUUAGAAUCAGGUUUACUUUUCUUCUGGUUGAGGAUUAUGCAGCACUAAUCUGGAUCAAAUAGUUACAUUUACCCUCAUAGUUUUCAUUUGCGGAGAAUGUAUUGGAUUAUUAUCACCUAAGUGCUCUUUGUUUUUAGUUUUA